UUCACUCCUCACAAUCCGCAGGCACUCCUCCUUCCUUCCCGUCCUCUUCUUCCCACCCCCGACUUAGUCAGCUUUUCCUUCGGCGUUUAAUAAACAAUGGCAGAUGCUGAGGAUAUUCAGCCUCUUGUUUGCGAUAAUGGGACGGGUAUGGUCAAGGCCGGAUUUGCCGGAGACGAUGCUCCGAGGGCAGUAUUUCCUAGCAUUGUGGGUCGCCCUCGUCACACUGGUGUGAUGGUUGGUAUGGGACAAAAGGAUGCCUAUGUUGGCGAUGAAGCUCAAUCAAAGAGAGGUAUUUUGACUCUGAAAUACCCGAUCGAGCAUGGCAUUGUUAGCAACUGGGACGAUAUGGAGAAGAUCUGGCAUCACACUUUCUACAACGAGCUCCGUGUAGCUCCGGAAGAGCAUCCCGUCCUCCUGACAGAAGCUCCUCUCAACCCAAAGGCUAACCGUGAGAAGAUGACUCAGAUUAUGUUCGAGACCUUUAAUACUCCCGCAAUGUAUGUCGCCAUUCAGGCCGUCCUUUCCCUUUAUGCUAGUGGCCGCACAACUGGUAUUGUUCUGGACUCUGGAGAUGGUGUCAGCCACACAGUUCCCAUCUACGAAGGUUAUGCCCUCCCACACGCAAUCCUCCGUUUGGAUCUUGCAGGGCGUGAUCUCACAGAUGCCCUCAUGAAAAUCUUGACUGAGCGCGGAUACUCUUUCACCACAACUGCUGAGCGUGAAAUUGUGAGAGAUGUGAAAGAAAAGCUGGCCUACAUUGCUCUUGAUUAUGAGCAGGAGCUUGAAACUGCAAAGACUAGUUCAGCUGUCGAGAAAAGCUACGAGCUACCUGAUGGUCAGGUGAUCACAAUAGGUGCUGAGAGAUUCCGCUGCCCUGAAGUACUCUUCCAGCCAUCCAUGAUCGGGAUGGAAGCUGCUGGCAUACACGAAACAACAUAUAACUCAAUCAUGAAGUGUGAUGUUGAUAUCAGGAAGGAUCUCUAUGGUAACAUUGUCUUGAGUGGUGGUUCCACGAUGUUCCCUGGCAUUGCUGAUAGAAUGAGCAAGGAGAUUACAGCAUUGGCACCCAGCAGCAUGAAAAUUAAAGUGGUGGCACCACCUGAGAGGAAGUACAGUGUCUGGAUUGGAGGCUCCAUUUUGGCAUCUCUUAGCACAUUCCAACAGAUGUGGAUUGCCAAGGCAGAGUAUGAUGAAUCUGGUCCCUCGAUCGUUCACAGGAAAUGCUUCUAAUUAUGGAAAGCAAGAGGUGGAUCAGAAAAUUGCUACAUAUAUUUCAUCCUACAGAAUUAUGUCCAUGCUUGGGGAACUUCCAUUUCCUAUUCUUUACCAUUUUUUUUCAUCGUGUUUCUUUUACGUUUUCUUUCCUUUAUAUUUUGGGAUAAGAGAAUGAAAGCAAGCAAUUCUUUUUCCUUGUUAUUUUGUUGUGUAGAGUUGUGAAUUAUUACUGAUUUGGUUUGGUUGAACCAGCAAUUCUUUGCUUUAAGUUAUUCUGGUUAUCAUGUUCUCGAAAGAAUGAUCUGAGAUUGUCUGAAACAGAGAGUCGUGCUUAUCUCUGCCCUGAUGAUUAA
Messenger RNA from Neltuma alba, 1568 nucleotides. Its product is annotated as actin. Bases 97 to 1230 code for a protein of 377 amino acids. NCBI's taxonomy places the organism in Eukaryota, Viridiplantae, Streptophyta, Magnoliopsida, Fabales, Fabaceae. The transcript has 5 exons. The record is from RefSeq and is a predicted model, not a curated record.